AUGAGCGCGGCGGGCAUGUUCGGGCCUAAUGGCGACCGAGAGCUCGAAAGUGCAGAGGACAGCAUCUCCAGCUUCGAUGUGAGGGAAGCAGAAAUCCUCAAGCUAGCCAGACGGUUCACGGAGCAGAGCCAUGGAUCGAGCGCGGCACAUAAUCCCUUCGCUGCGGAGCCUGGUUCUACCCUAGACCCAAACGGUGACCACUUCAAUGCCCGUGCAUGGUGCAAGGCCAUGCUCCGGAUGAGCACCGAAGAUGGCCAAGCACACCCACCCAGGACACUAGGGUUGGCCUUCAACAACCUGAAUCAACAACCUGAAUGUGCACGGAGCGUGGGCAACGUCUGGCUAGAAGCUGUCGGUCUGGCGAGGAGGCUCAUGGGUCAACGUCAGCGCAAGAUCGAUAUUCUGCAGAACUUGGAUGGAUUGGUGGAGGCUGGGGAAAUGCUUGUCGUCCUUGGACCACCUGGCUCAGGAUGCACGACCUUCUUGAAGACCAUCGCUGGAGAGACGUACGGCUUUUACGUCGACAAGGAUUCAGACCUCAAUUACCAAGGUGUGAGCGCAAAGCAAAUGGCCAACGCGUUCAGGGGAGAAGCUAUAUAUACCGCUGAGGUCGACGUUCAUUUCCCCAAGCUCACGGUUGGGGAUACCCUCUUCUUCGCUGCCGGGGCCCGAGCACCGCGACACCUUCCCGGGGGAGCAACAGUGACUCAAUACGCCACACAUAUGCGCGACGUUAUCAUGGCCAUGUUCGGUAUCUCUCACACCAAGAACACGAUCGUGGGAAACGAUUUCAUCCGCGGUGUAUCUGGUGGAGAACGCAAGCGCGUCAGUAUUGCCGAAGCCUGUCUGAGCAUGGCUCCACUGCAAUGUUGGGAUAACUCUACGCGUGGUCUCGACAGUGCCAAUGCCAUCGAAUUCUGCAAGACUCUUCGCAUGCAGACGGACAUCAAUGGCGUCACUGCCUGUGUUUCGCUUUAUCAGGCCCCUCAGGCUGCCUAUGAUCAAUUCGACAAGGUCCUAGUCCUGUACGAGGGUCGCCAGAUCUUCUUUGGUCGUACUGCUGCGGCUAAGAAGUAUUUUGUUGACAUGGGGUUUGUCUGCCCUGAUCGCCAAACAGAUGCCGAUUUCCUCACCUCCAUGACCAGCCCACUCGAACGUGUCGUACAGCCAGGCUGUGAAAGUCACGUUCCCCGAACGCCCGAUGAAUUCGCCGCGAGGUGGAAAGCCUCGACAGAGCGAGUGCGGCUUUUGCAAGAUAUAGAGAACUACAACGCCAAGUUCGCUCUCGGUGGAGAACACCUGGACAAGUUCAAGGAGUCCCGCAGAGCUCAGCAAGCUAGGAUCCAGCGUGUAUCAUCGCCCUACACACUCUCAUACGUCCAGCAAAUUGAAUUGUGUUUGUGGCGUGGAUACAAGCGAUUAAAGGGCGACCCCAGUGUCACAGUCUCUUUGUUGAUUGGAAAUUCAAUCAUGGCUCUCGUCAUCGCUAGUAUUUUUUACAACCUCCAACCGGACACCAACAGCUUCUUUCAACGCAGUGCCCUCUUAUUCUUCUCUGUUCUCAUGAAUGCUUUUGGUUCUGGUCUUGAAAUGCUCACGCUUUAUGCUCAGCGAGGGAUUAUAGAGAAACACUCUCGAUAUGCUCUCUACCACCCAUCUGCUGAAGCAUUCUCAUCAAUGCUGAUGGACUUGCCCUACAAGGUCCUCAAUGCGAUCAUGUACAACCUAGUUCUCUACUUCAUGACAAACUUAAGACGAGAACCUGGUGCUCUCUUCUUCUUUACGUUUACUUCCUUCAUCCUGACUCUCACCAUGUCCAUGUUAUUCCGGUCCAUUGCAUCACUGACAAGAACGCUUGUGCAAGCUCUGCCAUUUUCUGCGGUUAUGAUCCUGUCUCUGAGCAUGUACACUGGUUUCGCCAUCCCAAAACAGUACAUGUUAGGAUGGGCCCGCUGGAUAUCCCGGAUCAACCCCAUCAACUACGGCUUCGAGUCUCUGAUGAUUAAUGAGUUCCAUAAUCGAGAGUUCAAGUGCGUCAGCUACGUCCCGUCGGGUCCUGGCUACGCGGGUCUCGGCCCGAGCAACCAUGUCUGCUCCACAGUCGGGUCUGUAUCGGGACAGCCCCAUGUGAAUGGCGACAGCUACAUGGAGUCGGCUUAUGGUUAUAACCACUCGCACAAGUGGAGGAAUGCUGGGAUUAUAUUUGCCUUCAUGUUUAUCUUCAUGGUGAUCUACCUGGCCGCUACCGAGGUAAUCACCGAGAAAAAAUCGAAGGGCGAGAUUCUGGUCUUCCGUCGCGGACAUAAAGCCCUAAAGAAGGACAAGUCAGGAAAGGAUAUUGAAGGCGGUAGUGGCCGCAGCAUUGCUGUGGAGAACAAGUCCCCAUCAAAUAGCCUUGCCAUGAUCGAACGCCAGACUGCGAUUUUCCAGUGGAAAGAUGUCUGCUAUGAUAUCAGGAUUGGAAAAGACGAUCGCAGGAUUCUUGAUCGCGUUGAUGGGUGGGUAAAACCAGGUACCUUGACCGCGCUUAUGGGGGUCUCUGGUGCCGGGAAAACUACGUUGUUAGACGCCCUCGCCACUCGCACCACCAUGGGUGUUAUUUCGGGGAAAGUUCUUGUUGAUGGCAAGCCGCGGGAUGAGUCCUUUCAACGCAAGACCGGCUACGCUCAACAACAGGAUUUGCACCUGAGCACCUCCACAGUGCGCGAAGCCCUAACUUUCUCUGCCCUUCUACGCCAGCCUGCUCAUGUUCCUCGGCAAGAGAAGAUUGACUAUGUCACCGAAGUCAUCAAACUUCUAGAGAUGACGGAGUAUGCCGAUGCCAUCAUUGGGGUACCCGGUGAAGGCCUCAAUGUUGAGCAACGCAAACGUCUUACCAUCGGUGUGGAGCUUGCCGCAAAACCAGCUCUGCUGCUCUUCUUGGAUGAGCCUACCUCUGGGCUUGAUUCUCAGACAUCGUGGGCUAUCCUUGAUCUUCUCGACAAACUGAAGAAGAAUGGACAGGCUAUUCUGUGCACAAUUCAUCAACCUUCUGCCAUGUUGUUCCAACGCUUCGAUCGUCUCCUCUUUCUUCAGGCUGGUGGUCGCACAGUCUACUUUGGUGAAAUUGGUGAAAACUCGCACAUCCUGAUUGACUACUUUGUCCGCAAUGGUGGUCCUCCGUGUCCUCCGGACGCUAAUCCUGCCGAAUGGAUGCUUGAUGUAAUUGGCGCCGCUCCCGGAUCCCAUACCAACAUUGACUGGUUCGACACAUGGCGCAAAUCCCCCGAGUAUGCUCGCGUUCAAGACCAUCUCGCCGAAUUGAAACGCGAACGCUCUCAACAGACCGACCUUUCCCGCAUCAACUCGGGCAAGAACAACGAGGAUAACGCCAGCUACCGCGAGUUCGCCGCUCCCUUCUCCGAACAGCUCUGCGAAGUCCAGCUUCGUGUGUUCCAGCAGAUCUGGCGCUCUCCCACAUACAUUUAUUCGAAAGCCUUACUGUGUGUUAGCUCGGCUCUCUUUGUUGGCUUCUCUCUGUUCCGUACGCCAAAUACAAUGCAGGGGCUUCAGAACCAAAUGUUUUCUAUCUUUAUGUUGUUGACUCUGUUUGGUCAGCUCAUUCAGCAAAUCAUGCCGCAUUUCGUUACCCAGCGCAAUCUGUACGAGGCUCGCGAACGUCCAUCCAAAGCUUACUCUUGGAAAGCUUUCAUCAUAUCCAAUAUCGUUGCCGAACUUCCUUGGAACUCGCUCAUGUCUGUCCUAAUAUUCCUGUGCUGGUAUUACCCAGUAGGUCUGUACCGCAAUGCUGAGCCUACAGACGCUGUCGCCCUCCGCGGCGUGCAAAUGUGGCUCUUGAUCUGGACCUUCCUCCUCUUCUCGUCGAUCUUUGCACACUUCAUGAUUGCAGCAAUUGACGGUGCCGAAAAUGCUGGCAACAUGGGCAACUUGCUCUUCAUGCUCUGUCUACUCUUCUGCGGUGUCCUGGCCACACCCGACCAGUUUCCGGGCUUCUGGAUCUUCAUGUACCGGGUUUCACCAUUCACGUAUCUUGUCAGCGGUAUGCUCGCUGUUGGUAUCUCGAACACGAAAGUCUCCUGCGCGGCAAAUGAAUACCUGCACUUUGACCCGCUCAAUGGUACCUGCGGCGAGUACAUGGAAACGUACCAAUCCGCUAUGGGUGGUUAUAUUCGUGAUGAACUCGCGACCUCGGACUGCAGCUACUGCCCCAUUAGCGACACAAAUGUGUAUCUUGCUUCAGUCUCAUCUCAUUACUCGGACGUGUGGCGGAACUUUGGCAUCAUGUGGGUCUUCAUCGUCUUCAAUAUAUUUGCGGCUUGUGUGCUGUACUGGUGGGUGCGCGUCCUGAAGGCUAAGGGCCCCAAGAACAACGCCUGAGAUCACAUCUGAUAUUAUUGCACCCUUGGUUUCGUUAUUCAUGUUGUGAUUGGUGGGCGCAGGACUUUUAUCCACAAGUCUGUUUCUACAAGAUAUAUUUAGAGUAUCUCCUAGUUUCUCACGUUCUUUUACAUGCCGUGGCCUGAGCAUAAUUCGC
Molecule: messenger RNA, 4534 nt
Organism: Aspergillus campestris IBT 28561
Lineage: Eukaryota; Fungi; Ascomycota; Eurotiomycetes; Eurotiales; Aspergillaceae
Product: ABC drug exporter AbcA
Exons: 3
Coding region: 1-4377 (1458 amino acids)
Biological process (GO): transmembrane transport
Cellular component (GO): membrane
Molecular function (GO): ABC-type transporter activity; ATP binding; ATP hydrolysis activity
Source: RefSeq, a predicted model, not a curated record